Penicillium verhagenii is the source of this 1635-nucleotide messenger RNA. RefSeq lists its product as uncharacterized. Gene Ontology annotation, cellular component: fungal-type vacuole membrane. The record is from RefSeq and is a predicted model, not a curated record. The transcript has 8 exons. Lineage: Eukaryota; Fungi; Ascomycota; Eurotiomycetes; Eurotiales; Aspergillaceae. Gene Ontology annotation, molecular function: basic amino acid transmembrane transporter activity. The coding region runs from base 1 to 1635 and encodes 544 amino acids. Gene Ontology annotation, biological process: basic amino acid transport; transmembrane transport.
AUGGGCAACAACCCGAACUAUGGCACGGCAACUGCCGAGCCGGCAACUCUGAACACCAACACCAACACCACCACCAUCCACGAUGAGGAAACCCCCUUGAUUCCAUCACCACCAGCGACUCCCGAUUCCAAAGUCAAGCCUCUAGUCGGAGUCGGAACAAUUAUUGCAGUCUUGCUACUCGGCGAAUUCAUCUCCAAUGCCGACGCAACCCUGGUCAUCGCCGCAUCGGGCCACAUCUCCUCGGAAUUCGAUCGACUACGCGAUGCGAGCUGGCUAUCCACCGCUUAUACCCUCGGUCUUUGCGCCGCACAGCCCAUGUACGGGAAACUCAGCGAUAUCUACGGUCGCAAACCGCUCCUUUUGAUCUCCUACUUUUUAUUUGCCCUGGGAUGUAUUAUCAGUGGUGUUGGUUCGCAGAUGUGGAUCGUCAUUCUGGGACGCGCCAUUAGUGGAAUGGGAGGUGCGGGCACUAUGACCAUCAGCUCUGUUAUUAUCACGGAUAUCGUUCCGAAACGCGAAAUCGCGACAUGGAGAGCCUACGUGAACAUUUCCAUGACCCUGGGCCGCAGUCUCGGAGGUCCAGUGGGAGGAUGGCUGAGCGAUACAGCUGGAUGGCGAUGGCUGUUCCUCCUCCAAGUCCCCUUCUUAGCCCUCGCCGCAGUCCUAGUGAUCAUCAAGCUCAAAGUGGCCCAGUCAACCCCCGAAACACCAGAGACCGGAAAAUCAAAACUUCGCCAAGUCGACUUCCUAGGAACGGGUCUUCUCGCAUCGGGCAUAAUCUCCCUAAUCGGUCUGCUCGAUCAAGGAGGCAAGGCCUUCCCCUGGGCAUCAGGCCUAACAUUCGUGCUCGGCAGCGGCGGAGUCCUACUAAUCGUAGCCUUCGUCCUGGUCGAGGCCUACGUAGCCACAGACCCCAUCUUCAACCUGCGCAUCCUCCGCAGACCCAAUGUAGCCGUGAGCUACGUCCUCAGCACCCUGCAGAUCACCGCCCAGCUCGGCAUGCUAUUCUCCGUCCCGCUGUACUUCCAAGUCACGCAAAAGGCAUCCACCACCGCGGCAGGUGUGCAUCUCGUCCCUGCAGUUGUCGGUAACACCCUCGGAGGAAUCCUGGCGGGAGUCUUCAUCAAAAAGACGGGCUCGUAUCGCGUUCUCCUUGUGCUUUCCGGCCUGGUCGCAUCCAUCACUUACGUUCUGCUCUAUCUGCGCUGGGACGGACACACGGGUCCGUGGGAAUCGCUUUACAUCAUCCCCGGUGGUGUGGGAACCGGCAUGGCCUCUGCGGCUGCAUUCGUGGCCAUGACUGCGACAUUGCCUCCGGAUGAGGUGGCUAUGGCGACGGCCGGAUACAUGUUGUUGAUCAGUUUGGCGAUGACGGCGGGUAUCACUACUUCGAAUUCGGUGCUGGGCAUGGAAUUCCAGCGCCAGCUGCGUCUUAAUCUGCGUGGUCCUGGCUCGGAGAGGGUCAUCAAACGUGCCAUGGCCGACACCAACUAUAUUGCGCAUCUCACCGGUCGCCUUCGCGAGAUUGUGGUGGAAUGUUAUAUUUAUGGUCUUAAGAAUACCUAUGUCGUCUCCUUUGGAUGCUCCAUUGCAGCUUCAGCCUUGGGACUGUUUAUUAGGCAUCAUCAGCUGUAA